CCAGUUUGCGGAUCUCAGUGGGUUGGCCAAGAGCCCCUGAAUUCUGAUCAGCCCACUCAGAGUCCAUCUUCCUUCCGUCCUCGCCCGGUGCCUAGUCUCCAGGUACGCUACGGCAAGGUGUGGAGCGACUACGUGGGCGGCUCCCAGGGGGACCUGGAGGAGAUCUUCCUGCACCCUGGGGAGUCCGUGAUCCAGGUGUCUGGCAACUACAAGUACUACUUGAGGAAGCUGGUCUUCGUGACAGACAAGGGCCGCUACCUGCCUUUUGGGAAAGACACAGGCACGAGUUUCAACGCUGUCCCCUUGUACCCCAACACUGUGCUGCGGUUCAUCAGUGGCCGCGCCGGCGCCCUCAUCAAUGCCAUUGGCCUGCACUGGGAUGCCUACCCCAGUGACUGAGGCAGCUGCUGAUCCUCAGCUCGUCCCAGGCCCCGCCCGCAGUGGGGGUGUUGACAAAGUCUUCACCGCUAACCUCAUCCACAUGGCAAAAUAAAAACAAUAAAAAGACCUAG
Ailuropoda melanoleuca (giant panda) is the source of this 512-nucleotide messenger RNA. RefSeq names its product zymogen granule membrane protein 16. NCBI's taxonomy places the organism in Eukaryota, Metazoa, Chordata, Mammalia, Carnivora, Ursidae. The record is from RefSeq and is a predicted model, not a curated record. The annotation marks the transcript as partial. The transcript has a single exon.